Molecule: messenger RNA, 6661 nt
Organism: Ascoidea rubescens DSM 1968
Lineage: Eukaryota; Fungi; Ascomycota; Saccharomycetes; Ascoideales; Ascoideaceae
Gene: BNI1
Product: formin BNI1
Exons: 3
Coding region: 1-6465 (2154 amino acids)
Biological process (GO): barbed-end actin filament capping; actin filament bundle assembly; mitotic actomyosin contractile ring assembly
Cellular component (GO): mating projection tip; cell division site; cellular bud neck
Molecular function (GO): small GTPase binding; actin binding
Source: RefSeq, a predicted model, not a curated record
AUGCCCCUGCCCUCCUCGUCCAACACACCCUUCCUAUCUUUCCUGUCCCAUUCCACUGCCCUUUCCAAUUCCAACUCCAUUUCCAAGUUUAAUUUUAUUUCCAAUUCUAAUUCGAACUCGAAUUCAAAUUCAAAUUCAAAUUCAAAUUCAAAUUCAAAUUCAAAUUCAAAUUCAAAUUCAAAUUCAAAUUCAAAUUCAAAUUCAAAUUCAAAUUCUAACUCAAAUUUUAAUUCCAUUUCCAACAUUUCUUACCUCUCUCUGUUAUUUGCUUACCUCAUCUCUAAUACCACCAAUACUAAUCCUAAUCCUAAUCCUAACACUAACACUAAUACUACAAGUUCAAACUCAAGAACUUCCUCUUCCUCUUCCUCUAUCUUUUCUAAUUUCAAAAAACUAUCCUUAUCUUCAAAAUCAAAUAACAAUAAUACCGCCAAUACAAAUACAAAUACAAAUACAAAUACAAAUAACAAUAACAUAUUUAUAAAUAGACUAGGUCAAAACUCAAUUUUAAAUCAACCCGAUUCAUCUUCAAAUGAUCCAUCAAUGCCAAUCAAUAACACAUCUUAUCCCAACUACAACAACCUCAACAACCUCAAUUUAUCAAAGAUAAAAUCAAACCAGUCCUCCACCCUACAGCCCUCCAACCUACAACCUGACCAAAUCAUUUCCUCAAAAAAAAAAAGACAAAACAACCUCAACAUAAAUGUCUCUCCAUCACACUCUCAUCAUCGCCAAUCCUCUGACUGGUUUAUAACCCAUCAAGAACUCAACUCUCUAUCUGAUCUACACCCAAUUCCCACUGGCACUUCCUUUCUCUCCCGAAAACCUCCUCCCCCUUCCUCCUCCUCUCUAUCCUACAACAACCUCCACCGCCAUUCCUCUUCCUUCUCCAACAAUUCCCAAUCCUCAAGCAAUGCCUCAAUAUCCCUAUCUCUAAACCCUCAACCUCAACUUCAACUUCAACCUCAAUCCCAACCACACCUCCUCCAAUCCCAAAACAUCCUGCCCCAAUUCCCCUUGUUCAACCUUGAAAUGCCCAAAGAUGAAGAAACAAUAGAAAAAUUAUUCAACCAGCUAAUGGCAAAAAGAGACUUUAAAAGUCUACCUGACCCUGCUAAACUAGAAAUGAAAAACUUCUCCCCAGCAAAAAAAUGGAUGCUUAUCUACCAAGACGCCCUAGGCGACUACAAAAGACAAGAAAGAUUGAUAUCAAAGGGCUCUCAGAACAUGACUCCAGAAUCUUAUGUCCAAAAACUAAUGGACAAAAGCAUCAACAUCAAACAGCUCAACAACCUCUGGAUAUCCCUAAGAACUGAACCUGUAACCUGGGUUAGAAGCUUUAUCGAUGCCCAAGGCCAAAUCGCCCUAUCUACCGUUUUACAGCAACUCCACCAAAGGCAAAGACUAACCAACCCUCUUUCUGUCGACGAAUUCCUAGAGAAGGAAAACUGCAUCAUAAGAUGUUUGAAAGCUGUUGUAAACUUGAGCAUAGGCGCCAACAAGGCCUUGGAAUCAAAAAUAUUCGUAACCGCUAUAACAACUGCCCUAGUAUCUCCUAGACUAACAACAAGAAAAUCCGUCACUGACAUGCUAACCUUCUCAGCUCACUGGAUGCCUCCAGAAGGCUACAAUCAAGUCCUAAAAUCCCUAUAUUCGAUAACCUCAAACAACAUCUACUCAACUCUAAAUUCAAACACCUCAAAAAAAAAAAAUUCCGAUAAACUCAAAAAAUCAAAAUUUGACGACGACUUAACAAAGAAAAAUGGCUUUAAAAGAUUUGAAGAAUGGCUACAUCUAGUUAUAAACACUAUCGAUGGCAGAGGAAAAAUGGGCUCACUAGUUGGGGCAAGUGAAGAAAUCAAAUCUGGUGGCACUGCUGGCGAAAAUCAACUACUAGAAUACGCUCUCGCUACAAUGCUACUAAUAAACACAAUCGCUAAUGGCGGUGAAGACCACAAAUUUAGAACCCAUAUAAGAGCUCAAUUAAGAUCUGGAGGUUUAAAUCUUUUAUUCAACAAACUAAAAAGCCUUGAUUACGAAUUGAUAUCAGAACAAAUAAGAAAAUUCGAAGAAAAUGCUUCCCUAGAUUACGAAUCCCUAUUAAGAAAUGAUAAUUUCGAUGAAACGAUCAACAUGGAAGACCCAACAAGUCUAAUAUCAAAUAUAUGGAAAAAAGUUAAAGGCACAGAAGCUGAAGGCUACUUUUUAUCAACUGUUCAACACAUUUUUUUAGCUCAAGCCGACCCGCUAAAAUCAAAAGAUAAUCCGGAAUUUACAAGAUCUUUUAGAUUAAUCGAUGGCAUAAUUUCUGGAAUUUCAAUGCAUUCGUCGAAUGAUGAAACUACUGUAAAUAUAGCAAUCCAGCGGUUAUUUUCAAGUUUGCAAACUGAUGAAAUAGCCAGAAGAGCUCUUUUAGAAUUAAAAGAAGCAAACAAAAAAACAGAACUUGCAGUCGCCGAAAGAGAUGAACUAGAUCGCCAACUCUCCUUAGGUUCCGAAGGAAUGAUUUCAAAACUUAAAAUCGAACUAAAAGCUCAACAAGAAAUUAUAAGAAAACAGCGUGAGAUGAAUGAAAGAGUAUCAGGUGAAUUGGAUGACCUAAAAAGACAACAUUUAAGAGAAAAACAAGAACAGGAACUAGAAAUGAGGGAACUUUUGAUUCUGAUUAAUAAUACUGGUGAUGCGAAAACUCCCUUGACCGACGAAAAUAUCUCGAAAAAACAAAUUAUCAAAAUGAUCCAAGAAAAUCUUACUAAAAACAAGAGCAAUUUGAAAAAACAAACAAGAAAAUGGGGAAACUCUGUUGAACCAAGCUCAAGAUUGAGAAAUUUAAGAGAUAAAAUGGACUCUCUUGAAAAUGAAGCAUGGCAACUACAAAUGGUCGAUUUUCCGGAACAUGAGACUCCUACAACUCCCAUAGCUCCUGUAUCGAUAGUAAUAAAUCAAGUUUCAACUCCAGAAAAAAAAUCAAAUCGAAUAUUUUCUUCUCCAAUACUCUUGCCUAAAGAUAAGCCGUCCAAUAAAUCAAUGCCCACGACAAAAGAACUUGAAAGUGACUUAGACAGAUUGACUGUCUUGAGGAAAAAGUUGGAAUUAUUGCAAAAAGAUUCUAACGAUAUUAUAAAAUAUAGUAGCAAGCUUGAAUAUGAAAAAUUACUUAAAAAGAAAAAAAUGAUGGCAUUCGAUAGACUUAAAGAGUUGCAAAGCAACUUCUCUGACUUUAAGCUUGAUUUUUCAUUGGAUGAAAUCACAUCACUAGCAGAUGAAAUAGGGAAAGAACCUCAAAGUAAACCUCAGACUAUUUCUCCGUUUGAAACCGUUAUCAACGUGUCUGAAAUACCUAAAAAUGGUACUUUGACAACAUCAAUUAAUGAUAAGUUACAAGAAGAACUUAAUGGUAUUGAAAGAUUAAGAGAGCAGCUUGAAAUCAAAUUAAAACUUAUUGAUGAAAGAGAAAAAAGUAUGGAUGAACUAUUAAAGAAAAAGAAAACUCAAGUUUAUAUGCAAUCAGUUGCCGUUGGAACGUCAGAUGAUAUAGUAAGUUCAGAAAGUUCAACUACAUUGGCUGAUGAUGCAUAUGUGGCAUCAAACGAUAGUUUUGUGGGCGAAAAUUCUACAAUAUUGGAUAUAUUGGAGGAUAGAUAUGCUCGAGGUAAAGUUCAAAGCAACAAAACUUCUGUUGUUCGCUCAGAUCUGGUUCAAACUUAUGUUCUGCCCGAUACAACAAGUGAUGGUUUUAAAGUUGAUUUUCUUAAGGAAUUGGAAAAGACUGUUUCAAGAGUACCAUCAAUUGAUGAAAACAGUGUUUCAAUACAAAAAAUUAAUAAGGUCCUGCUUUUAAAGAAAAAACCAUCCAAGUUGAAAAAACUACUAAUCAAUAGACCUUCACAAGCACAAUUAGAUGAAGAAUCUGAUGAAGAAGGAGAUAAUGAAUCGGACAUUCAACAAAUUAAAAAAAAGAGAACCAAGAGAAAGGUUUCCAAAACACAAAUUGUUGAAAUUUCGUCAGAUGAAAAUAGUGAUACAGAAACUGAAACAAGUAUUGUCAGAAAAGAAAAGCGAAAGCCAUCAAUUAAAAUUGACUUAACAUCUGAAUCACCACCACCAUCACCAAAAUUACCACAAUUCCCACCAUCACUACCAUCUCCUUCAUCACCAAUUCCUCCACCACCUGGUACCUCUAUUUCACCUACUAACAGUGUGGAUGAAAGUCAAGAUACUCAAGAAACUAUAUCAUCACCUCCACCACCACCACCUCCUCCUCCUCCACCUCUCCCAUCUAUUUUCAUGAAGCCUCCAGCGCCACCUCCACCUCCACCUCCAUUACCAGGUUUUUUUUCUGAUAUUUCAGCAGGUCCUGGACCUAUUCCUCCGGCACCACCUUUCAUUGAAAAAUCGCUAUACAGAAAAUUUCAAAUGACUUACGAUGUUAAUAAUCCAUUUAGUAAUUAUCCAAGACCAAAAAGAAAGCUUAAACAAUUACAUUGGGAAAAAAUGGAAAACACAGAAAACUCUUUUUGGGAAGGGCUUGAAACCUUUAAACUUACUACAGAUUUGUAUGAAAAGGGUAUUUUUGAACAAAUGGAAAUAUAUUUUGCUGCUAGAGAAGCAAAAAGAAUUGCAAAUCGAAAUAAAGUUGACCAAGAUAAACUCACUUUUCUUUCUCGGGAUAUUAACCAACAAUUUAACAUUAAUUUACAUGUUUUGUCUUCUCGUACAGAAGAGGAAGUUGUUCUUUCUAUUUUGAAAUGUGAAAAAAUUGUAAUGGAGAAUAGCAAUAUCUUGGAAUUUUUGGGUCGUGAAGAAAUUGUGGAAGUUCCAACAAAUCUUGCCAGAAACCUUGAGCCUUAUAGUACUGACUGGUCUAGUGGAAGUGACAAAUCUCCAGAUAAAGAUCCAUCUGAACUACAAAGGGCUGACAGAAUAUACUUGGAAUUAAUUUAUAAUCUCCAACAUUAUUGGAAAUCAAGAAUUAGAGCAUUAACUGUAAUAACGAAUUUUGAAAAAGAUUAUCUGGAUUUGGUGAAAAAACUUAAUAAAAUUGAUUUGGCAGUUGAGAGAGUACAAACAUCUGAGAAUGUUAAAGGAGUAUUUAACAUAAUUUUAGCUUUUGGUAAUUAUAUGAAUGAUGCAAACAAACAAGCACAUGGGUUUAAGUUAAAUUCAUUGCAAAGAUUAAGCGUUAUUAAGGAUGAAAAAAAUAGCAUGUCAUUCUUACAUUAUCUUGAAAAAAUUAUCAGACAAAGCUAUCCAAACUUUUCAAAGUUUACUGAUGAUUUGAAUGCAUGUGUUGAAAUUAGUAAAUUGUCUAUUGAACAAGUCUCUCUUGACUGCACUCAAUUUGCCAAUUCUAUAAAAAAUGUGGAAGCCUCUAUUGAUAUUGGAAAUUUAAGUGAUUCUUCCAAAUUUCAUCCUGAAGAUAGGAUUUUAUCUAAAGUUCUACCAAUGCUACCUGAAGCACAUCGGAAAGCUGAAUUAUUAACUGAGCAGGCCAAAGUUAUUUUAGCUGAAUUUGAUGAUUUGAUGAAAUAUUUUGGAGAAGAUUCGUCUGACACAUUUUCAAGAAAUUCCUUCUUUACAAAAUUUUCUUCAUUUGUGAAUGAGUAUAAAAAAGCACAAAAGGAAAAUAUGAAGAAAGAAGAAGAACAGAGAGUUUACGAACAAAGAAAGAAAAUUAUUGAAAUACAGAUAGAGAAAUCUAAGGCUAAAAAUAAAGAGUCAGAGCUGACAAUUCCCGAAGAUGAUGAUUCUGUUGCAGUAAUGGAUAAUUUAUUAGAAAAAUUAAAAGCUGUUGGGCCACCCAAACAAGAUUCUUCGCUGAGAAGGAGAGCUUUGGCUAGAAAAAAAUUGAUGGAGAGCCGUAAAACAUCCAAUGAUUCUUUUGAUAUAAAGGAACAAAUUAAAGCCAAUUUAACGGGCGAACUUUCAAUGUCGUCAAUAUCCGAGGAAUCUUUAUCCCUGCCAAAAUUAGAAAAUGCAGAUGGCUUGCCUGUUAAAACAUUGCUGCAUUCUGAAAGCCAACCGGAUAUGACAAACAAAGAGGAUGUUGGCGCAAGAGCAAGAUUGUUAUUACAAGAGUUGAGAGGUGGUAACUUUUCACUAAGUAAUGAUGAUUUAUUGAAAAAUCAAGAUUUGAGAUUACAACAGAGGUUCCGAAGAAGACAAAAAUUUGGAGGGUCAUCCCUUCUGCGAAAUAACAGCAAUUCUUCUUCGUUAAAUAAUUCGGACAUCAAAAGAUCAGACAGUUUUAUAAAAGAGUCAGUAGUAGGGGGUCUGAGCAUUUCCUUCAACUCAGAAGAAGUUGAAGAAAAUAGUGAAAAUACUAAAGAAAAUAGUGAAAAUAGUGAAGAAAAUUCGGAAGAAAAAAUAGAUCGGCUGCCAACUUUAGAUCAGAAUUCAAUUUUUGAGGAUGCAGUAGAAGAUGUUUCUGCUCAAAAUCAACAAAUUGAAGUUGCAAGUAAUUAAAAAGCCCACUUGUCGCUUGUUUUGUUAAUUUAAUAUUUUGUAUAUUUAGAUUGUUUUGUUUUUAAUUGUUUUUAAUUGUUUUUAAUUGUUUUUAAUUGUUUCGUUUUCAAUUGUUUUUGUUGUUGUUUUGUCUUUACGAAUUUUGUUUUUUAAUAGUAAGAACUUAAGGAAGUUCAAUGUUUGCUGGUGAGAACCU